Poeciliopsis prolifica (blackstripe livebearer) is the source of this 738-nucleotide messenger RNA. It is a transcript of the gene gnrh2, whose product is annotated as gonadotropin-releasing hormone 2. Bases 128 to 379 code for a protein of 83 amino acids. The transcript has 4 exons. The record is from RefSeq and is a predicted model, not a curated record. Gene Ontology annotation, biological process: multicellular organism development. Gene Ontology annotation, molecular function: hormone activity. NCBI's taxonomy places the organism in Eukaryota, Metazoa, Chordata, Actinopteri, Cyprinodontiformes, Poeciliidae. Gene Ontology annotation, cellular component: extracellular region.
UUAUAGUAUAUUGAGAAUCAAAGUACCGUUUUAGCUCCACAACGAGGCCGGACCCUCCGAGCGACCAAAGAAACAUCGUUACAGAACAUCUACAGAUCGAGUUGUGAAAGAUACAGGUGUCAGUGUCAUGUCUCGACUGGUUUUGAUGCUCGUGCUUCUGAUGUGUGUCAGCGCUCAGCUCUCAGAUGCUCAGCACUGGUCCCACGGCUGGUAUCCUGGAGGAAAACGGGAGCUGGACUCCUUUGGAGCAUCAGAGAUGUCAGAGGAAAUUAAGUUGUGUGAGGCAGGGGAAUGCAGUUAUCUGAGACCCCAGAGGAGGAAUACCCUGAGAAACAUUGUUUUAGAUGCGUUGGCCAGAGAGCUCCAGAAGAGAAAGUAACAGCUUCCUGUCUCCAGUAUGCUUUUCUACCUGGUGACCAUGUUCUCUAACCUACAAAGGCAGGUCAUUCCUAAGUUAUGGAAUGACCUGCCUUUGCACUGUCCAGUUUUAAAGCUCGUAUUAAAACCCAUUUAUUUUACUUGGCUUUCAACUCCAGCGAGAUCUAGUUUUACAUUGUUUGUUGUUUUAAACUGUAUUUGUUUUUAUCUAUUUUAUGUACAGCACUUUGUUUCAGCUGUGAUUGUUUUAAAGUGAUUUAUAAAUAAAGUUGGUAUGGUAUGGUAUGGUGUCUUUAUCUUGGAACAAUUCUGUGUAGCUUUGUCUGAAGUGGUUUUUCCCAGUAGCAACUCGAAAUAAAG